Messenger RNA from Botrytis sinoallii, 2430 nucleotides. RefSeq lists its product as uncharacterized. The transcript is spliced from 4 exons. Lineage: Eukaryota; Fungi; Ascomycota; Leotiomycetes; Helotiales; Sclerotiniaceae. Bases 1 to 2430 code for a protein of 809 amino acids. Gene Ontology annotation, biological process: carbohydrate metabolic process. The record is from RefSeq and is a predicted model, not a curated record.
AUGCCUAUCAAGUCAUCGUACGCAAGGGAUCUAGUUCUGGAGAAGUCUUCUGGGACUGAGGGCGGUGUGAUGGGUCACAACAAAGAAAUAUUCGAUGCGAACCUCAAGCAUGGAGAAACCUGCGAAAAGAGUAGCGACUUCUUUACUGCCUAUCCACGGUCCGAUCAUCUUCCUCCUCUGACAUGGUGGAUUGGCGACGGGGGAGAAAAGCCCCUUUAUCUUCGCAAAACCAUCACGCUCGAACGAAAACCGACGAGAGCUGUUGCCUUUGUCUGUGGACUCGGACAUCACCAGCUUAGAGUGAAUGGACAAGCGGCUUCAGAUCAUGUACUUGAUCCAGGAUGGACGGAUUAUCAUACGACCGUUCAGUACGUAGCUCAUGAUGUUACGGAGCGACUUUCGGUUGGAGAGAAUGUGCUUGGGGCACAUAUUGGGAAUGGUUUCUAUGCUGGUGAUCAAGGGGACCGGUUCUUUUGGCCAAAGUAUGAAGAUAAUACAUACGUUCGUUAUGGAAAUGAGCUAUGCUUUUUCGCCGAACUGCAUCUCUUUUACGAAGAUGGAUCACAUGUUGAGAUCUCGGACGACCAAUGGAAGGUUGCACCCAGUGCAACUCUAUUAGCAAAUAUUUAUGCGUCCGAAACUCAUGAUCGCCGCCUAUACCCGAUAGGUUGGGAUGCACUAGGCUUUGAUGAUAGUUCAUGGGAACCGGCAAAAGGGCUGACAGGCCCAAGAGGCGCUCUAAAAUAUCAGAGUCAACCACCAGUUGUCCUUCAUGAAACUUUCACGCCAAUCAAGGAAACCUCUCCACGGCCCGGAACUAUCUGUCUUGAUUUGGGGCAAAACUCAUCUGUCAUGACUGAGAUCGAGGUUGAGGGGGAAGCUGGAAGCGAAAUAAUAAUCAGAUAUGGAGAAACGACAUAUGAAGAUGGCACAAUUUGUAUGCCAGAUCCAUUAUUCAAGGAGUUCGAGACGAAAGUGUACUCGAAAUCAUCCUUGCUGGAACAGAUGAUUGAAGAUGUACGCAAUGCGAAAGAUACGGAAUCGAAAUUGCCGCUACUGCACUCUGUAUGUGGCAGACACGUAUCGUCCGCUUCUCCAAGACUAGGAACUAUGAAAACCGACAAAGAAGACGUCAAUGCCCUUCUUUCGGCAUUGAAGUGGACUUUCUCGAGUAAACUCUUCAGUUACCAAACCGAUUGCCCUCAAAUUGAAAAGUUCGCGUGGCUUGAAGUCACUCAUCUUUUAGCACCGGCUACACAAUACAUGUGGAACAUGGAAUCUCUCUACACAAAGAUACUAGACGACAUUCUGGAUGCCCAGGAGCGAUCAGGUCUCAUCCCUAACAUGGCGCCCGAAAUGAGAUAUAUGUGUGGUCCCUUGCACGACACAAUCACAUGGGGCUGCGCACUCAUCCUCAUCCCCGACAUUCUCCAACGCUAUUAUGUAACCACAAAAUCUAUUGCCAAGAUGUACCGAGCAGGCGAACGAUACAUGGCCUAUAUAAAAGGCAAAGAGCGUUUUGGUGGAUUAAUCGAACACGGUCUUGGAGAUUGGGGUCGAGGAAUCGCGCAUGGAAAUGCACAAGCAAAUAUUGAAACAGCAAUAUAUCAUAAAGGUCUACUCUGCAUGUCGCGAUUUGCUUCGCACUUAAAAUUAGACGAUGAGAAAAAGAGUUGGGAGAGAGAAGCAAAGAGAAUUCAUGAUGUGUAUAACAAGCAUUUGUUAGUAACAGACGAUCCAUCUCGUGCCCACGCUUACUAUACAUCUCGGGACGACUACCCCAAUCGCGAUUGUGACGCUGUAUGUCAAGCUCUCGCUCUCCAAUUCAAUAUGGUUCCCGAAGCGCACAUCUCUGCCGUCCAAACAUCAUUUCUCUCCGAUGUCUCGGAUGGCAAAUUGCGCUCUGGAGAAAUCGGUCUGAGGUAUCUCUUUAACACGCUUGGAGAUUUAGGACGAUCUGAUUUAGUUCUGCAAAUGGCGAGACAGGAGGAACAUCCUAGUUACAUGCGCUUUUUACAUAGAGGAGAAACUACUCUACUUGAGUUCUGGCAGGAUGAAUGUAGGAGUAAGUGUCAUGAUAUGUUGGGGAGUAUUUUGGAGUGGUUUUAUGUCUAUGUCUUGGGCUUGAAGGUUGGGGAGAAGGGAUGGAGAACUUUCACUGUGGCUCCUGAUUACCAUAGCGAGUUUAGUACUGUGGAAGGAGAGUUUGAGAGCCCUUAUGGGAUGAUUGGAUUGAGUUGGAGUAAGAUAGGUAGUGGGAUUGAGAUGAAGUUAAGUGUACCCGUUGGAUCAACAGCUACGGUCGUUUUGCCCAAGGAUAAUUGUCAUGUUUUGAUUUGCAGACAGCAUUCAGGUGAUAAGGAGUGGGCCGAGCAAGGCAACAGGGUUGAGCUUGAACAUGGAGCUUAUGCACUACAUUUCUCGAUAUGA